Molecule: messenger RNA, 3033 nt
Organism: Styela clava
Lineage: Eukaryota; Metazoa; Chordata; Ascidiacea; Stolidobranchia; Styelidae
Product: coiled-coil domain-containing protein 40-like
Biological process (GO): cilium movement; motile cilium assembly; axoneme assembly
Cellular component (GO): 9+2 motile cilium; cytoplasm
Source: RefSeq, a predicted model, not a curated record
AGCAUUUACAUAUUAAUUUAUGAAAGAAUUUGAUUUUGUGCUGCUUCUCAACAUAAACAGCAGCAGCAGCUGCUGCAUUGAUAAUUACUGAAGAUAGUUGUCACACAGAAACAUAAAAAUGGCAGAAUCAGCAAGCAAUCCUUCACCCACUGGGGAUGAAGAUAUGAUGCAUCCAGUUCUACCAACAGUUGAAAGUGAAGACGAUGGACGGAGGAGUAGACCAAGUAGUGCAACACAGGGGGAUACAAGUACUUUGCUGAGAAAUAUUGGAGAAGGACUCGCAAGAGUUGAUACAGAAUCAGAAGAUGAAAUGGGAAGUGAAGAUGGAGAGCAUGAUAUUGGAUCAGGUGAUGAGAGAGAAGAUAUAGAGACUGAUUUAGUUGUUCUUGAUCCUGAUCAUCCCUUGAUGAAAAGAUUCCAAGCUGCAUUGAAAACUCAACUUGCAAAACAACUUGAGAAAGCUAAAUUAGAGAAAAAGGAAUUGAUGGAUGAAGUGAAACGAAAAAAGACAAAACGAGAAGAGGUCGGUGUCACUCUGUAUGGAGUUCAACAAGAACUUGCGCGACAACAAGUCAAUCUUGAAUCUCUCCGUGACAAAAAAACUUCUGCAAAUGAAAGAAGGAGAGACCAUGAACAACAGUUAUCUAAGUUGAGAGACGUUUAUAAGGGAGUGCAGUCUCAAGCUGGAUCACAUAGAAAGAAAAAUUCAGAACUGCAAACGGAAGUAGAAAACCUGGCCACCCGAUUGUUUUAUAUGAAAAGAGCAAAAGAAGAUGUGCAAUCUGACAUUUCUGUCAUGAAACGUGCAGCUGAGAAAGCUGAAGUUGAAAUCUCCCAAUCUGAAGUGGACAAAAAGAGACAGGAUUUGUACAUUGAUCGCCUGACAGAACGUGUUGAACAACUUCGUGAAAUGAUAGCAAUGUACGAAGCACAACAAUCUGCUCAAUCUCAAGAAACAAAAGCUGCAAAGGAAGCUUUAAGUGAAGCAAGAACUGAGAUCGAAGCUAUUGACAUGGAAAAGAAACAAUUAUAUCAACAAUGGACUUCUAGUUUAAUCGGUAUGAAGAGAAGAGAUGAAGCUCAUGCUGCUAUGCAAGAAGCUCUUAGCUUGGCAAAACAACAAGUCAAAUCACACUUAACUGAGAUUGAUGGAUACAAGAAAUCAAUUCAAAAAGAAGAGGAAAAAAAUGAGACAUUGACAAUGGUCUUAAACAAAGCAGAAAAUGACAUCAGCGUCACUAAAAAACUAAUUUCACAAAGUUUGGCAAAACAAGAAAACACAAAACAACAAUACAGCACAUACAGCAGAACUCUGCAUGAAACAGAACAAGCUGUCAAUAGAGCUAAUACUGAGCGAUCUAUGAGACUGAGUGAAAUUAACGUGUUGAGAAAACAAAUUGAAAGAGAAUACAGAGAAAAAGUGAAACUUGAAGAUUUAAUCAUGACGAAACUGCAACAACAAUUAACUGCCGAUAAAGCAAGUGUGUAUACGACAAAAGUUACAACAGAAAUCAGAGAUAGAAAAAAGGCUUUGGAUGCGGAUUAUGCAAAGGUUGAAAAUGAAAUUGCCCAAUGUAACCGGCAGAAAGCCGAUUAUGAGGCACGAACCACAGAACUUCAAAAACAACUUGACGAAUUGGAAAAACAUAUUGUAUCAAGCAAUGAGCUGAUAAAUCGUGCAGAACAUGAUGCAAGCAAGAGAAAUGCUGUUAUUGAAAGAAAACAGACAAUUAUUGAUCAAUAUAAUAAGAAAUUGGAACAAAUUGUGAUGAGCAGUGGAGGAGAAGAAAUUGGCCCGUUACAGACGCAAAUCAAUUCAUUGAAUAAACAAAUAGAGUCAAUGGGUGGAGAAAUCACAGAUUUGCAACAGUUUUGGCUUCGACAACAACAUGAAUUGGUUAGUCUAAGCAAGGAAAGAGAUCAACAACAAACUGAUGUUGAAACAUUGAAAAAACAACACACUAUAUUACUGCAAAAGAAAUUGAGAAUUGAAGGUGAAAUUGAUCAACAAGUAGCAGAACAGAAUGAAAUUGAUCGAUCAAUCAGAAACAUGCAAAACAGGAUGACAAAAUUGAACACUCUCCUCACUCGAGAGAGAGGAAUUGAAGAGAAUUUAGAACAAGGAAAUAAACUCACUGAGAAUGAGUUUGUGCAAGGGUUAAAGGAAGCUGAGCUUGAAUCAAUACAGAUGCAGAAGGAAUUAGAUGGUUUGAAGGAAGAAAAAGAAAGAUUGUUGAAUAGUUUGGUCGAAGCUGAACGCCAGAUUAUGCUUUGGGAAAAGAAGACUCAACUUGCAAAAGAAACUAGAGCUGCUGUUGAUUCCGAAGUUGGCCAGAGUGAAAUUAAAGCGAUGAAAGCUGAGAUUCAUCGCAUGCAGGUACGUUAUACUCAACUCAUGAAACAACAAGAACAAAUGAUUCGUGAGAUGGAGCAAGUUGUAUCGAGAAGAGAUACUAUAGUCACUCGAGGAGAGGCUCAAUCUAAAAUUGACAAGAAAACGCCAACCAAAGGAGCAUUCCAGAAGAAAUUGGUUGAAAUCAAAAAGAAAAUCAAGAACACACAAAGGGAUGCAAAUGCAUGUGAUGAAGAUAUAAGACAAUUGAGAGAAAAUCAAGCAGAAGUCAGUAGAAGUUUAGAAGAAAAACAAAUCACUGUACAGCAGUUACAAGGAAAUGUUGAUACUUUGGAAGGAGAUGUCGAACAUUUGGCAGAAUUGAAACAGAAGAACUUGUUUAAUAUUGUUGAGAAACAAUCAAAACUCAAAUAUCUUCAAUCUGUGAAAGGAGGAAAAUACUCAUCUCUUUGUAAAACGGAUGAAGCGUUAGAAGCUGAGAUGCAAAAACAAGAUGAUAGGCUUCAUCACACGAUGAAUAUAUUGGAUAGAUUAAGCCAGGAAUAUCCACAGGCACAACAGACAAUGAGACGAAUUAUGGUUUGUUUUGGUCCAAGAGAAGAUGAAACUUAAACCUGAUAUUCGUUCUAAAAGAAAUAAAUUGAUGUUUCUAUUUAUGUAAAUAUAUAUUUUUAAUUUCA